Messenger RNA from Saitoella complicata NRRL Y-17804, 918 nucleotides. RefSeq lists its product as uncharacterized. Bases 102 to 602 code for a protein of 166 amino acids. The transcript has 3 exons. The record is from RefSeq and is a predicted model, not a curated record. NCBI's taxonomy places the organism in Eukaryota, Fungi, Ascomycota, Saitoellomycetes, Saitoellales, Saitoellaceae.
AAGAAACGGAAUGGGGCUCGUCAUAUUUGUCUACUUGUGUGUCUUCUAGUGCAAUCCCGUGUACUCCUUUGCUCUGUUUGUUGCAAUUGCAUCUCAUGACCAUGGCCAUCCGCUUUGGUUGGGACACCCCAUCAUGCAUAGUAACCGCUGAGGAGGUACCCAAAAACCGGCCCCGUGACGGUGAUACUUCAUCCUUGCUUGGCCAUGACAUGGACGAGCUGUUUGCGUCACGCCUUUGUCCAAUGUGUUCCCGUGCUCUCGAAAGACGGCCAGCCUGUGUCGUCGGUCGCGCUCGAUUCCCACCCGAUCAUCCCGACGAACGUGGUGCCGGUGCCUCACCUCAUAGAUCAACUCAAUGUCCAGAACCGGACAACUCUCUCCAUGGCCUUACCCGGUCUCCGGCGGCCUCCCACUAUCAUCUCACGACAUAUCCACACCCUCCAUCUUCACCUCUUCCCCAACCACAGCCUCCUCCCCACCCAGUCUCCCCUCCCCCAUCCAUCUUCCCAUCCACAAGCAUCUUCAACGUAUUCCUCUUCUUCUCAAUCCCCUCCUCAAUCCUCCCAAUAACCCUCCUCUGUGCCUCCAAACUCAACUCUUGACCCUCGAUCCCACUUACCGCCUCUUUCGCUUUCGAGAAUGAUUCGCGUAGUGCGUGUGCCUCGGCAGUAACUUCAUUCUGUGCGGCCCCAGACGAGAGUUUGUCGAACAAAAUCUGGAUACGUGGCAAUAACGUAAAGAGACUACGGUCGAGGGGUUGGACCGUCGUGAAACCCGGUGUGGUUUCGGCUGUGGGUGGGGACGACAUCGACAUUGGUCGGGAUGUGCUCGCUAGCCGCCCGAGAUGGUAGAGGGAUGGCGGUUGAGCCGAGUAGGGUAUGUGAAUGGUGUGCCGGGACGUGGGUUCGUGCCGUCUAU